AUGAGUGGAUCGUCGGCGCAGUCCGAAGGGCUAAAAAGCGCCACGGGACGAGCUCAAAAAGGAAUAGAAGUGCAACUUGCGUUCCAUCUAUUUGGGGACAUAGUCAUUCUCGCAAACGAGCAGAAGCAUGAAGGCUUGUGUGUGCAUAUCUUUCUGAGGAUUCAUGACGUUACCGAGGUGCUGUUGAGGUUUGCUAUCCAUGCCAACGGCGACUCCGUCGCAGCCCAUAAGCGAGGAGGAACCUUCCUUGGCCACAUUUCGUUUAACGCAUCGUACACUCGCCGUCCUGCGCCGGAUAACGAUGCUCCAGGCAUGAAUCAUCGCAUGUCGUUGCUUGAAGGUCUUUCAGGCCACGCGAGACGCCAAGGAGCGUCAAGGCUUAACCUUGUCAAGCUUCAUGGCGCCAAGCCUCAAUGCUUCUUCUUACAGUAA
Microsporum canis CBS 113480 is the source of this 432-nucleotide messenger RNA. RefSeq lists its product as uncharacterized. Lineage: Eukaryota; Fungi; Ascomycota; Eurotiomycetes; Onygenales; Arthrodermataceae. Bases 1 to 432 code for a protein of 143 amino acids. The transcript is spliced from 2 exons. The record is from RefSeq and is a predicted model, not a curated record.